UCAGUCUCCCCGCCUCUCGUCCUCGAUAGCAAAACUGAGAUUCCCGCCGUGCAGCACUCAAAACACUCCGACCAGAAACACAACCAGUCUGCGGGGAAAAGCAGCAGCCACGGGAAGAUCUGUUCCCGGCCUGGUGAGGUGACGUGAGUUACUAGGCGACGGCAACAAAGGGACUGGCUCGGGAUGGCUGGCAGUCAGGAGAGCAAUGCAUCCCUCCUCGAUGAUCAGACCACACUCUUGGAAAUUUCUCAAGCCGAAAGAUCCCAGAAUUAUGAAGAGGAGACAUUUUAUAAAAAUUGCAGAGCAGCCUAUUUAGCUGUCUUUAAAAGCAGCUUAGAAAACAUUAAAUCAAAAGAACAACUGUGUUUGGUACUUCAGCAAGCUGGAAGAAAUCCAUCUCAGAAGAUAGUUAAUAAAUACUGGACUCUCCAAAGCACCACACUGAAUUUUGAUGAUUUUUGUUUCAUUUUAAAAGAAGAAGAACCUGUUAAGAAAACACAGCUACUCAAAGCAUUUGCAAAAAUAGACGUAAAUAAUGAUGGCUGUAUUUUACAUAGUGAACUUCGUAAAAUCCUUACAACCAGAGGUGAAAAAAUGACACUUGGUGAAGUUAAUGCAAUCACUGAAUUGGCUGAAGUGAACAAGGAUGGAAAGUUUGAUUAUUACAAGUUUUGCAAAUUGUAUAUGACAACCAAUGAGCAGUGUCUGAAGAAUGCACUGGAGAAACUGGAGUUGGACAGUAAACUGAAGUGUCAGCAUUUUGGAAGUCAACUUGAGACUUCAUCAGAAACAGCUACAUCAUCAGCAUCAAAAACAUUAUCAAAAACUGCAAGGAAAACAGAAUCCAAAUCAAUACUAAAAAAAGGUCAAUGUAAGACUUCUUCACAAUGUUCCUCGGCUCCAAGUAGCAAAGCAUGUGUUUCUUCCACUAUCAGUAUGGGUGCCAGCAGCAACAAAAAUUCAAAGUUCAUUGAGGCAAAUGCAGCAAAGGAAUGGCAAUGUGUGCCGGCCAAAGGAUGCUUCUUCUUUCAGGACAAUGGAGAGAUAAUUAGUCAUAAAUAUAAGUUGCACUUGUCCCAGAGAUCUACAGUAUGUAUUACCAUUAAUCCUGUCAACCUUCACCAAAUGGAAGGAGAAUGCUCUCUCUGGUUAGCAGUGGACCCUGCUUUGUGUAUAUUUGAAGAAAAUGAAAUUGAAGAAAACAUUCAAGCUGUGAGCUUCACUGAGCUACGAAAUAAAGAGACUUUUGGUUGGAGAGGGGAACUUGAAGCUGGUGCCUAUUGGGUAAUUCCUUUCACUACCAGCUGUAAAUUCAGAAAAGCAAAAAAGCAAAUUAGAGAAGCCAAACUUGUGCACAGAAAUGGAGAUGGAAACUUUGCAGUUACCAAGGAGUUGCGAGCAGUCUUAUCAGAAAUAUUUGAAAUGAUUGAUUUGGAUGGGAAUGGCUUUCUCAGCCUGGAAGAAUACAACUUCUUUGAAAUGAGAACUAGUGGAGAAAAGUGUGAUGAAGACGCUUGGGCCAUAUGCAAAGAGAAUUUUGAUAUGAAGAACAAUGAGCUCACAAGACAGGGAUUUAUGGAUCUGAAUCUCAUGGAAGCCAGUGAACAAAGCGGCGAUCUUAGUGGCCUCUGGAUGACUUUGCAGUCAAUGGGCUACAAUAAAGCAUUGGAAUUGACUGAGGCGUGUCCUUUUUCCAUUCACAUCUAUGCAGAAAAGUGCAAACCCAGGAUUCAACCUGUUUGUUUAGAAACAGGUGGUGAGCAACUUAAGACUGCCAUUUGUAUGAGUGUGGUUAAUAAAGGAGAAGCUAAGCCAAUGGAUAUCAGUGAAAAUAUAAUUAUUCACACGUAUAAAAGUGAUACACGGAUCAUUUCUGUUAUUGAAAACAAGUCUGAAAGCAAAGCUGUAAUUCACCUCGACAAUGAGCAAAGUAAAAACUGUGUAAAUAAUAGAGGGCUCAACACUUUUGCUAUUGAAGUGGCACCCAACUCCAUGAUGGUCUGUCAGCAUGUGAUGCCUCAGAAUGACCAAGAAGAAUGGAUAUACAGCUGUGUUUAUUCUCUCUUGCCUUAAGCUAUUAUAGGUAGGAAAUGGCAUUCUCCUGGUUCUUGUAGAAAAGGUUCAAUCUUGUGCUACUCGUUGCUACACGGAUGGCUUGAUUUAUCUCAUCAUUUUUAAAACUAAGAGUCUGUUCCUUAUAUUGGAUCCACUUGUGAUUCUAGUUAUCUUUUCAAUAAUCUGUAUCACAAAUAACUUCUGCUUGAUUGUUACUGCCUUUCUGAACAGCUACAUACAUAAGCAGGGGAGUUAACAGAAGUAGCCUGAUCCAAAAAGUAAGUUCUAAUGGUCCUAGACAUUUCUGUGCAUAAUGAGAUAGCAGAGCACAAUAUGAAAAUGAUGCUUCACUGUCUUUCAGGUCUGAUUUCAAAACUGCAGCUCUCUGUGGUUGCAAAGCUAAAUCUUGUAAUGAGCUGUCUAUGGCCCUUUUAUAUGGGAUUUGGGCCUAGCAAUGGUCAAUCAUGCAUUCAUAAUCUUAAACCUAUACUAUUGCUGCAUGUUCUGUUUACCACUGGUCUUGAAGACUCUGCAGAGACUGUAUCUGGUGCAGAAUUAACCAUUGGUUCUUACCUGAAAGGUGAUUUUACUGGAUGCCAGUCCAUCAUAUGGGUUAGUCUGCCAUCUGAUGUCUAAG
This is a messenger RNA of Rhineura floridana, 2692 nucleotides long. It is a transcript of the gene EFCAB7, whose product is annotated as EF-hand calcium binding domain 7. The transcript has 14 exons. Gene Ontology annotation, molecular function: calcium ion binding. Bases 184 to 2073 code for a protein of 629 amino acids. The record is from RefSeq and is a predicted model, not a curated record. Lineage: Eukaryota; Metazoa; Chordata; Lepidosauria; Squamata; Rhineuridae.